This is a messenger RNA of Rhizoctonia solani, 1128 nucleotides long. Its product is annotated as TLC domain protein. Gene Ontology annotation, molecular function: sphingosine N-acyltransferase activity. NCBI's taxonomy places the organism in Eukaryota, Fungi, Basidiomycota, Agaricomycetes, Cantharellales, Ceratobasidiaceae. Gene Ontology annotation, cellular component: membrane. Gene Ontology annotation, biological process: ceramide biosynthetic process. The coding region runs from base 1 to 1128 and encodes 375 amino acids. The record is from RefSeq and is a predicted model, not a curated record. The transcript has 6 exons.
AUGGACGCGAUAGUGCGUGCAGCAUCUCGGCUCCGGAUUCCAGCACACUUGGAGGCAUUCAUCGCGCCCUCGUAUCCGGUAACGACCCCAGCGGACACAGACUCGUAUUUCGAUGCGACGUACUACAACAAGGGCCCCAAGGACCUCUUGUUCGUCGGCACAUGGGUCCUCUUGCUCGCAAUUGUCGAGAAGCCCUUAUGCGAGGCUUCUUUAUGCCCCUUGCCCGCUGGAGAUUCGACUCGCUCGCACGCGCCAAGCAGAACAGACGCGCCACUAAACGCGAUCCACCCUCGGCCGGGACAAGCUCGCCAAGCACCAUCCCUCGGUCCCGGCCAGACUAAAAAAGCACGAGAUGCCAAGCUGCGUGAGCGCAAGGUUGUGCGUUUUGCCGAACAGGGCUGGAGUUUGGCCUACUAUGCGGUCUUUUGGGCCUUUGGCAUGGGCAUUUAUAUCAAUCUGCCGUGCUUCUUGCUUCAGACUAAACACUUUUGGGUCAACUACCCUGUCCGAUUUCUUCCUGGUCCCAUCAAGUUUUAUUAUCUGUGCCAGCUCGCAUGCUGGGUACACCAACUGAUCGUCCUCAAUAUCGAGGAGCGCAGGAAAGAUCACUUUCAAAUGCUCGCCCAUCAUAUCAUCACCAUCGCACUUAUUACAGGCAGCUACAUCAGCCAUUUCACACGAAUCGGGAUUGCCGUCUUGGUCAUUAUGGAUUUCUGCGAUAUCAUUUUGCCCCUCGCCAAGAUGCUUCUGUACCUCGAGCUCCCGUCGGUCUUGCCAGACACUGUAUUCGGUCUGUUUGUCGUCUCUUGGCUCGUCACUCGUCAGGGCGCAUUCACCCUUGUUACCUAUGGAUGGUCGGUUUUGGUCCAAGUAUACGUACUACGGGUUUUGCACCUUUUUGCUCGCAUUGUUGGCCCUUCUCUGGGCCUGGUUCUGGAUGAUCUGUCGGUUGCGUUUAAUGUCCUUCGCGGGAAGCCGGCGGAAGAUACGAGGAGCGAUGAAGAAGACGCUGGAUCUUCAUCAUCCGCGACCCUGGCUCCCAACUCCAACUCCAACACCGACUCGGAUUCCGACACCUUGGCAGGUUCUCAAUCCCCCACACCCCCAAAAGUAUUCAAGAAACAAUAG